AUGCAAUUCGGCAAAUCGAUCGGGACGGCAUGCAGCUCGUUCGCGAUCACGAAUAUCGAUGACCUGUUUGUGCUGACCACGUUCUUUGCCGAGGCGGCGACCAGCCCGACGCUGACGCCCGUCAAGAUCACGGUCGGGCAGUACGUGGGCUUCACGGUGAUAGUGAUCAUCAGCAUGAUUGGGUUUGGGGCCUCGCUGGUGCUUCCCUCGGAGCCGAUUGGGUUUCUCGGUCUGCUGCCCAUCCUGCUGGGGGUUUGGAAACUCAUUGAUCUGCUUCUUCCGACCGGGGAGGGGGAAGAGAACGCGGGGCAGUUACCAGACGGACAAGACGGACAAGACGGAGGGGAAAAACAACAAUCCCAUUUCCUCUCCAGUCUGAAGAGCAUCCUGAAGGUCUCGAUGAUCACGGUGAUGAAUGGCGGAGAUAAUAUCGGGACAUACAUCCCGCUGUUUGCGCAGGCCAAGGGGCCCGAAAUCGCCAUCUACGUCGUCACGUACUACAUCCUGCUUGGGCUGUGGUGUCUCGCGGCGUUUUUGAUCAUGAAGCAGCGCCAUGUGCUGCGUCUGGCCCAGCGAUACGCAGACCGGGUCGUGCCCUUUCUGUACAUGGGCCUUGGCAUGUACAUCAUCAUCAAGUCGUCGUGCUACCCAUGGUCGAUCAAACGCAUCGACGUCUCCUCUUCCUCGCACCCGGGCAAGGCCAUCAUGGCGGUCGUCACCACGGUUCUUCUUUUGAUCUGUAUAGCUGCCAUGUUAUGGAGAGCUAAAGUGAAGAGAGGGCGACUCUGUCCGAAUGGUGCAGAAAUAGAGCACUCGUCAGACUCAUAA
Penicilliopsis zonata CBS 506.65 is the source of this 828-nucleotide messenger RNA. RefSeq lists its product as hypothetical. The record is from RefSeq and is a predicted model, not a curated record. The transcript has a single exon. The coding region runs from base 1 to 828 and encodes 275 amino acids. Lineage: Eukaryota; Fungi; Ascomycota; Eurotiomycetes; Eurotiales; Aspergillaceae.